This is a messenger RNA of Fusarium musae, 588 nucleotides long. RefSeq lists its product as uncharacterized. Lineage: Eukaryota; Fungi; Ascomycota; Sordariomycetes; Hypocreales; Nectriaceae. Gene Ontology annotation, cellular component: mitochondrion. The transcript has a single exon. Gene Ontology annotation, molecular function: (3R)-hydroxyacyl-[acyl-carrier-protein] dehydratase activity. Bases 1 to 588 code for a protein of 195 amino acids. The record is from RefSeq and is a predicted model, not a curated record.
AUGACUGAGAACUUCAAGGACAGGCAAUUCAUCCGUCGUCAGAUGCUCGACGCCAAUCAAGUGCAAAAGCUAGCGUUAACUCUUCAUCGUCCAAGCCUCAGCGGUAUCGAUAUCCAGGCCAAGACCCCUCCAGACGGCACGCCUCUGCCUCCAGGUUACCAUUUGGUGUAUUUCACCCCGGGAGGUCUAGAGUCAGAACUUGGCGCAGAUGGCACUGACGCCUCAUUCAAUGCCCCAUUCCCCUUCACUCGUCGUAUGUGGGCUGGCGGCAAAAUAGAAUGGGCGCCAUCCUCUUCAUUCUCAUCAUUGGCCGGCCCCGAGCUUCGGGUGGGAGAUGAGGUUGAGGAGGUUACAGCUCUUAUCAGCGCUGUGCCCAGGAAGAGUCGCUCAGCGGGCGAGAUGGUUCUCGUUGAGGUCAAAAAAGAAUAUCACGGCCCUAGAGGGCUGGCGUUGACGGACCUUCGGUCGUGGAUCUUUAGACCAGAGAUUAAACCACUCAGUGAAAAUUCAGAUAUCAAGAUGCUGGCCGAUGCCGACCUGAGGCAGCCAGCGCUUGUGAGAGAUCAAGUCGCCGGAGAUGGUAUGUGA